CUUUGGACGUAUAAUCCCAAAGCCUUCAUUUAUUGCGCACCAAAACAAUACAGGAAGAAAUACCGAGAUCGCAACCCCCCUUGGUAUACUCUUACGAUCCUUACCCAUUGUCGCCCACAAUGGAUACCUCCUUUGAUCCUACAACCAAGAAAAUUAUGCUCAUCAUUGUGGGCUUUCUCGCAUUCAUCUACCUUAUGGCCAAUGGCUACAUUAUUCCACGAUCUCCCGAGUCUAUCUACAUUGCGUACACCAGUGGCGAUAUGAGUGGACUGAUGCAAGGCAUCGAAGGGGCUCUUCAACAAGGAUAUCGUGUCCAAGUCAUCUUCGACAGGGUCUAGGGGAUCCUAGGGUAGAGGAUCUCGGAUAAGGAUGAAAAGAAAAGCUCAUGACUGACGACAAUACGUUUCCCUGGAGGGCUCCUUUACGGGUGCUGGGGAAUAUUGUAGGUGGUGAUUUGUUUGUUCUGCU
Aspergillus neoniger CBS 115656 is the source of this 468-nucleotide messenger RNA. RefSeq lists its product as uncharacterized. The coding region runs from base 120 to 338 and encodes 72 amino acids. The transcript has 2 exons. NCBI's taxonomy places the organism in Eukaryota, Fungi, Ascomycota, Eurotiomycetes, Eurotiales, Aspergillaceae. The record is from RefSeq and is a predicted model, not a curated record.